Messenger RNA from Anneissia japonica, 2028 nucleotides. RefSeq names its product NEDD8-conjugating enzyme Ubc12-like. Bases 149 to 706 code for a protein of 185 amino acids. The record is from RefSeq and is a predicted model, not a curated record. Lineage: Eukaryota; Metazoa; Echinodermata; Crinoidea; Comatulida; Comatulidae. The transcript is spliced from 5 exons.
GAGAUAGAGAGCGUAAGAGAAAAAUUAUGACUAAACUCGGAAGUAAAUCAGAGAAAGAAAACAUCAUAUAAGUCCAUGGUUUCAUAUUUGUAACAAAUGAUAUUUUGUAUUCUAAUGACAGCAGAUUCAUAUUGUAAAGAAUAUUAAAAUGAUUAGGUUGUUCUCAUUAAAGCAGCAAAAGAAAGAAGAGGAGACAUCGGGAAAAUCGUCAGGUUCCAAGCCGAGAGGUUCGAGUGCUGCUCAGCUACGAAUUCAGAAAGAUAUUGCAGAUUUAAAUUUACCACAGACAUGUCAAAUUGAAUACCCAGACCCAGAUGAUCUUCUGGACUUCAAACUAACAAUUUCCCCGGAUGAAGGAUUUUAUCGAAAUGGUCGAUUUGUGUUUAUAUUUAAGGUUGGUCCAGGUUAUCCACAUGAUGCCCCAAAAGUGAAAUGUGAAACAAAAGUUUAUCAUCCAAAUAUUGACCUGGAGGGCAAUGUCUGUUUAAAUAUACUUAGGGAGGACUGGAAACCUGUAUUAACCAUCAGUUCAAUCAUAUAUGGCUUACAGUAUCUUCUAUUGGAACCGAAUCCUGAUGACCCAUUAAAUCGAGAAGCUGCUGAAGUUCUUCGGCAAAACCGGAAAAUGUUUGAACAGAACGUAAUAAAGUCAAUGCGUGGUGGUUACAUUGGAAACACAUACUUUGAACGAUGUUUAAGACUAUGAUACUGAAGCCAGCAGUGUGGCAUUUGUAUUAAGAAAUCAUUUAUUCCCUUGUUAUGUUGAUGUCAUAUUCUGUUGUUUCUCUCAACAACAAAUUACACGUGUCAUUCCCUAUUUAUAAGUUGAAGCUUCCCAAGAGUGUGUUUUAUUCAUAGAGUAAUAAAAGUAUUAGAGCGCUAGUUCCAAUCCAUUCGAUCCUCGAAAACUGAGGUGUUACUAUAAAUCACUUCAAAAUCUACCUAUCCAGAUGAGUGAUCAUAAAAGUCGAAUUGGAUAACUACAGCAUGCUUUCAAACGUCCAUUUUUUUAGAGUGCACCAAUAACGACGAGAUAUUGGUGCGAUAGUUGUUGCCUAUAUUUUCUGGUGGUUACCAGAUUUAUUUCUGCUAUUUUGCAAGCUGAUUUUUUUAUAUAUCUCUUUGUUGAAUUAAUUCCUGCUACUAUUGCGUUGUAAACCUAAAUGUUCAUGUGAGAACAUUUCUGUAUACUACAUACUUACUGCAUAUAUAUGCUUUCGAUAUUAUUUAAAUUAAAAAAAAUCAUACUAAACGAAUCAUAGGUAAUUUUUUUACUGUGCUUAAAAAAAUGUUUUUUUACUGAUGAUUUAAUAAAUAAAUGAUUGUACAGUAUACCUGUAAUACAUUAAACGAUAAUACCUUAAAGCAUAGGCAUGAUGACACUUGUGGUAGUGGUACUGUAUGUGAUUUUGAUGUAUCCAAUUUAGUCUGAUUUUAUCACUGAACAAAGUUGUGUAAACAUGUUUGAAUUUGCAUGAAUUCUAUUGGGAGAAAAAAAGUCGUACAAAACAUUGUUUUAGUAAUUGUCUCUAGCAGAAAGUGUGCCUGAAAUGAUUGCUCAAUGGAAAAUAUGCACAAAUGGGACAAAAAUGAACACAUGAGGGAGCUGUGUCAGGCAUCGUGAUGGUAGCUUGUUUACAAAUUAUAUAAUAUUAAAAAUAAUAUCUAAUGUAUCUACCAUUGUUAAUUAUAAUAUUUAAGAAUAUAGUGUUUGAAGUUUAAUACUAAUUCAGGGGUGAUGUAUAAUGGAUGGAAAGUAUCUGUAGAUAAUGGAUGUCAACCAGAUUGACCGUAGACCUACUAGUGCCACCCAAAUUGUCCGUGUCAUACAACUUGACCAUGUAUGUGGUCAUUUAAAUGACAUUGAUGGUUGCCAUCAUUUUCAUGAAAAUCUUUGUCAAAGUUGAUUGAUGAAUGUGAUAAGGAUGUCCAGUGUGAUUGUUGUGGUGAUGAACCAAUUUUCAACCCAAACCUUUUCUCCUUGUCAAUUUUCAUGAUGAAAUAAAACAAUACAUGUAACAAAAUUGA